AUGGCUGUUAAAAUUAUGUUUAGCAUAAGAACCCAGCAAGAGCAUAAUCACAAAAAGCAUUCUUCUUUAUUUAAAGUUAUUCUUAGAGAUGUGGGCAACAUUGAAAGAAAUCGUGAAAGAUCCCCAGUAGGCUACCUUCCAAAGUUGAAGCCAAAGAAAAGAAGAGCAGAAUCAGGGGAUUUUAAUAAUCUGCUUCAUUCGAAUAAUCAAAUGAUGUGAAUUAAAAGCCCAAAUCUGGUUAAAAAUAUAGAAAAUACUGAGAGAGCAACUAGAUCAGCGAACUCUAAAAUUCCCAAUAAUCAAAAUGACUAUUAUCCUGCAAAAUUGAAGCUAAACUUAGGAUUGAUGAGUAAAAGAAAGAACUUGGAUUAUGAGCAGCCAAUGAUUAUUGAAGGGCUCAGACCAGUUCCAUUAACAUUAAGAGGCAUAUCUAACUCAAGCGAAGCAAAUAAUGAAAAUGAAGCUCCAUUUCUAAACUUCCAAGGGAUUUCAAAGCUACAAGAUAAAGAUUAUGAAAGCAAGUAUAAUUUUGUUAUUGAGAAUCUUGAUAAUAAUAAAAUGGCUUCGAAUAAAAAGGCAAUUCAUACGGUGAAUUCAUUUUACUCGCCCAAAUAUGGGGUUAGGUCUUUAUAUGUGGAUAUCUGCACAAUAGGGAAAAAAUGGCGAGGGAUUAUAUACUAAUCCAUAUUGUGUAUCUUAUUUACCUCUUACCUCUGCUGAUAUAUAGGCCAAGUUACUAAUUUUAUGGUACUUCUGGUUCCCAAAUGGCUUCAUGGUAAUUAGGAGAAGCGAGCCAGACUGUGAGUCCAAGAGUAGCUAAAAGACGGAGAAAAACACACUGAGCAACUAGAGGCAGAACUAGAAGAUAGUUAAAUUAAGCUAAUUUGCUUAUUUUCUAUUGAAGAUCUUUACCAUAUUGAAAAAAACAUAAAAGAUUCAGAAGUUUUGUCUUCUAUUGACACAGAAAGUCCGCUGCCAAGCUAUAUGCCUAAAUACUUUGCUAAAUUAUACAAAAGUUAA
Blepharisma stoltei is the source of this 1020-nucleotide messenger RNA. NCBI's taxonomy places the organism in Eukaryota, Ciliophora, Heterotrichea, Heterotrichida, Blepharismidae. The record is from the annotation of a GenBank genome assembly.